AUGGCAGACGCUGUCUCGCGCCUUCUCCGCGUGCUGCGGACGGCGUCCAGCGGCGAGAUUCGGGCCGCCGCCGACGAAGGUUUGGAGGAGCUGCUGCCAGAUCAACGCUUCAGUCUCCUGAAGUCCACGGAGGUCUGGGGCGACCUCGUCCUGGCGGCCGCUGAACGCCUCGGCGCGGCGGACGCCGCCGACGCGGACGCCGCGCUGCUGCGGUGCUUGGCAGCGCUGUCGGAUGUGCGGCCGGCGCCCAUGGAGGACUUCCAACGGCACUUCUCCAUGUUAGCUCCCUUCCUCUCCAACUCCCUCAGCGCCAGCGGCGGCGCGAGCGCUGCUCCCGGCGCCGGCGCUCCGAGCCGCGCCGCCUUGGCCUGUCGUGUCGUCCAACACCUGGGACGCUGCACCGUGCUCCGUCGGCCGGUGGGUCGGCCGCUUUUGCCCCAGCUGCUGCAGCUGCUGACCGUGCCCACGGCCCGCGGUCCGGCCAGUGCGGCGCUGUGCAACGUGUGUUGCGAGGCGGAGCUUCGAGAAGAGGGGAGACCUGCGCUCAAGAUCUUAUUGGAGGCACUGCCCAGUGCUGAAGAAGCGGAGGCGGACGACAUGGUGGCCGCCAUCGGUGUGUUGAUGUGUGGCCCCACGGAGACCCUGACGAUUCCCAUGGAGACCAUGGUGGAGCCGCUGGUUCUGCAGCUGCGCCACGAGUCUCACAUCUUGAGCAACACGGUCUUGGAGGUGCUCUGCGACCUGGUCAUGGCCAGCGGCCCGGGCGGUGCCGUCUCGCCGCUCCUGGCGAAGGAUGCGAGGUUUGUGGCGACGCUGGUGCGCGGCCUGGGUGCCCGAACUCCACCCCAGACGGUCUUGCGGCUGUGCGUCUUGUUGCAGGACUGCCCCGGCUUCGCAGAAGCCUUCAGAGCCUCCGGAGGUCCUGAGCAGCUGAAGGCGCUGCAGCAACGCUUCGCCUGGGAGCGUGCCGGGGCGACCUGCCGAAGUGCCGGAGCUGCGGGGGCGCUGCCGUUGAAGUUUGGCGCUGCCUUGAAGUGUUUCGACCCAGCCUGUUGCCCACCUGGUGCCGACAUCGAUGCGCGCAGUGCGGGCGGCUAUGGUCGAGCGCCCCCCAAGCGUGUAGUGACUUGGCUGAGAGGUGCCUUAAAAGAGCACCUCAUUGGUCGAAAGAAGAUGAACUUAAGGAGCUCAGUGCUCAUCAAGGAGUUCUCAGUCAUUGUCAUGGGCGUCGUUGGGAUCGCGGCGCCGUUGGUGUCCAUGGAGGCGCCAUCCUGGCCGUCCUUGGGCAGUCGAGGAGGCGAUCUGGAACUGAGCUACUCUCGACCCGAACGCUUCGAGAGCCUGGGGGCCUCGGGACCAAACACCUUCGUCUCGAAGCCGAAGAACUGGAAGACCCGGCGCGACACGCCCGUGUCGGACGGAGAGACAAGCCAUCUGCACGUGGACUUCUCCUUGAUCGCGUUGAUUGUGACGCUCUUGGCGGUUUGCGUUUUGCCUCCGCUCCUCCGGGCGCCGAACGCGCCGAACGCGCCGAAUGCGCCGAACGCCGCGAACCCCUUGGGCGGUCCGAAUGCCGGACCGAACGGCGCGAACGCGCCGGGCUUUGGCGGCCAGUUCCCCCUCAGGGACUUGCUGUCUGGCGCGGGCGGGAGACUCGUGGACGUGAAGCCUGGGGAGAUGCAAGGCAGAUCUGGCUACGGCUAUGGCUUUAAUGCUUGGAAUGUUGGUGGCAACCCCUGGAGCUCCUCCGCCUGGAACGCUCCAAAUGCUCCACCCGGCGGCUUCGCCAAUGGCUUCGCCAACGGCUUCGCCCACGGCUUCUCCGGGCCCCCGUGGAAUGCCGCGAACGCCUGGAACGGCAUGGCGGCCCCGGGAGCGCCGGACUGGACCGCCAACUCUGGUGGCGCCUGGCCCUGGAACAAUGGUGGCUCAUGGAGCUCGCCUGUGCCGUCCCCCUACAGCGGCUCCGGCUUCCCCGCGCGCCCGCUGGGGCGCGUAGGGCCGGCCCAGGCCCCAGGGGCCCCAGGGGCCCCAGGGGCCCCAGGCCUCAGUGAAACAGAGGUUCAAGAGACGUACACCACCUUCGGUGAACAGCUGCAGCAGUGGGCUCCAGCCAUCGCGACGGCCAUUGACCAGGAGGUGAUCGCCCAAGUGUUAACGCAGCUGGAGCAGAGUGAUCAGAGGUGGCAGCAGGCAUUAGGCCCUCGAGGCUGGCGCUUGAGCACCGAACCGUCCACAGGACGCCGAGCGUAUGGCCUCGGGGGCGCCACGCAAGAGAUCAGCGUCUUCGAGCGGAACCUGCCGAAGCCCUUCUGCGAUGACCCUGAGGCGAAUCAGGAGUGGCAACGGCGGCAAGCACUGGAGAAGUUCCUGGUGCAUCCGUUGUUCGGCCCCGCCUCGCGGCAAUACGUCCUCGAACGGCUCUGCGACUGGCGCCAGCAAGGGAUUCUCAACGCCGCCCGCUCCGACGACUGGCGGCCCAACGUCCACAUGCCCACGGAUAGCCACAUCUUAGAGAACGUGGUCUUCCAAAUGUUGGAUCUGUCCUUGGAAUUUUGCAACUGCUUCUUGCCCCUCGGACCAACGAAGGAUGCCGGAAAGCGCGUGAAGUUCAUCCAGGACGGCCGCUCCGCCUUCACCCGCACGCGGAGCCUGGAGACGGACGGCUUCUGCCUGACGACGCUUCCCCUCGAGCGGACCGCAGGCCACGACCUCUUCAAUUACUUGGAGACCAGCAAGGCCUUGUACCCUCUGGCCGAAGAGGUGCUGAAACGGACCUUUCCGUGCUGUACGAAAGUGCUGGUCUUCGACCACAUCGCCCGGCAUGACGCCCGUUACGCCAAAGAGGCCGCAGCGGGAGAGAUCACCAAGAUGCUCGCCAGUGGUCCUACCUUCUCGGUGCACGGCGAUUACACCGUGCGCAGCGGCUUCACGCGGCUGCAGUCGUUGAUGAAGGGCUACGAAGCGGAGCAGCGCAUUGACGAGGUCUUGAAGCAACGCUUCGCCUUCGUGAACGUUUGGGUACCUCUCAAGAAGGUGGAGCGGGACCCGUUGGGUUUGAUCGAAUGGAGCAGCCAGAGGCCGUGCGAUGUGGUGACUGUGAAGUUCAUCUACCCGCACCGCACUGGAGAGACCUAUCGCGUCAUGCCCAGUGACCUCCACCGAUGGGUCUACUAUCCUGACAUGCUGCCUGGGGAGUGCCUGGUAUUCAAGGUCUUCGACUCCUCUACCGAUGGCCGGGCGCGGUUCUCGCUGCAUGGAGCGUUUCAGGAUCCGACUAGCCGCCCGGAUGCGGCGAGCCGUCAGAGCAUCGAGAUGCGCUGCGUGGUCUUCUUUGAUGUGCUCCCCGAGGGCUUUGGUGACACCUUCGUGGCGCCACACUUGCUCCCAGGCACCGACUGCAUCAUGAACCCCGAGCGGGUGCCAGUGACCGCGAAACACCUGGGGCAGGCGCCCACGGCCUUCCUUCGACAGACCACCGACCAGACGCUGACGCCCAAGCCAGUGCCCCACUACGAGGUGGUCGUGCUGCAAAAGGCGUGGAAGCUUCGCCCGGGCAACCGGAACUUGCUAGAGGCUUUGGCCCUGCUGAUGCAUGCCUUGAGGAAGCACUCCAGGUCCUACAACAGCUUUCCGCAGGCGAAGGAACAGAGUAUCACACCUGAAGCGGCUGCAGCAGAUGCAAUGUACAUGAUGUCAUUGCGCAGCUAUAUUCCGUAUUCCUUUGAGGAUGAUGAGCUGGACUGGGAGGAGGAGGACAAGGUGGUGGAAGAACGAGGAGCUUGGUACCUCUUCGAGACACCCAACGCCUUGGAGCUCGAACGGCAACGGCUCGUGGCUGAAGCCUGUGAGUGCACAGGCAUCUCCCAGGACGAGGGCAGCUUGCUGCUGAGGAGCUGCGGCUGGGAUGUGGCGACCUUUCACGAGGCCUUCUUCGAAGAUGCUUCAGCUCUGAGACAUCGUGUGGGGGUUGGAGAGGACGUCCUCAUGUCCUCUGAUGGGCCGAUCCUCUGUGGCAUUUGCUUCUCGGAGCCUGGAGAGAGUCUCAUGCCUUGCCAGGUCUCCGACCAAGCGCUGUUCUGCCGGAACUGCUGGCGGCAGUACUUGAGGGGCGCCGUCCUGGAAGGGAAAGGCUGCCUGGACUUGAGAUGCCCGGCACCUAGCUGCAAGGAGUUGGUCCGCCCGUCGCUCUUCAUGGCCUUGCUGGAAGCACCCCUCUUGGAGCGUUAUCAGCGCUUCCUCACGGAGAGCUUGGUGGAUGACUCCCGCGGCAAGCUCCGCUGGUGCCCCGGCGUGCGCUGCCGCGCGGCCGCCCAGCAUCCGGGCGCGGCGGGCGCGGAGGUGAGUUGUCGCAGCUGUGGCACGGACUGGUGCUUCCUUUGCGGCAACGACGUGCAUCGCCCGGUGACCUGCGACACGGUGAAGCGCUGGGAGGAGAAGAACCGCGAUGAAGGUUGCGAUGUGGUGUGGAUCAAGGCAAAUACCAAGCUCUGCCCCAAGUGCCAAAAUCCCAUUGAGAAGAAUGGAGGCUGCAUGCACAUGACGUGUCGAAAGCCCGGAGGUUGUGGCCACGAAUUCUGCUGGAUUUGCAUGAAGAAAUGGAAUGACCACCGGCAGUGCAACGCGGUCGAAGAGGACGUGGUGGGAAAGGCAGCGUCGAAGCAUGAGCUACUGCGCUACGCUCAUUACUUCGAACGUUACUUGGCACAUCACAAGGCCGAACACUUCGCCGCGAGCGAUCUGCUCAAGGCCUCCGAGGCCGUGGCGGAACUCUUCACGCAGUCGCUGGGCGUCACCGCGCGGCCGACGCCGCAGCGCUCGCCGCAGAUGCAUCCGACGCCGCCGGUGCCGGGCAUGGUGCUGGCGCCCACGACGCUGGCGAGCUCCAUCGGGGCACCGGGCUCCAGCGCCAGUGCGUCGAUGCGAUCGAGGCACGGCCCCAAGAUGUUGCAUCGCAAGAGCUCCAAAGGCAGCGCUGUGGAGCACCACUCCUCACAGAGGCUUCAGGACACCUUCUGGGAGCUCCAUCGAAAGCUGGGGGAGCGCUAUACAGCGGAUAUGGCCAUCUUGGCACACCCAGGCGGCCACGCUCAUGCCAACUCGCUGCAGUCCAACCCCUUGAGCGAUCGAGGCUCGGCCGUGUCAGUGUCCAAGUUGAAAGAAAGCGGCGACUUGGAGCACUCCGAUCGCCAGUUGUUCGCCAUCUCCGACCGCCUGGCGGCCAGCCAUGCCUCGCAACUGCACGCUUCGCAAAUCUCGAGCAUGCCGAAGAGCAGUGGACAGGGCUUCGAGUCCGAGAGCUUGGAAGACAAGGAUCUCCGCCAGAUCCGCGCAGAUGGACGGAAAGAGGAGGAGCCGGUGGACGCCCGAGGAUCGCCUCGGGUCGUCCUGCAGGAGAUCCCGGCCACGCCGGAGCAAGACACGCCGCAUUCCGUGGUGCCCGAUGCGAAGGGUGGCCAGCAUCCCUUGCAGAUUGAUUUCAGGAGCCGGAUGAGUCGUAGCAGCGAGUUUUCGGACGAUCAUGUUUUCGUUCCUCGCUUGUGUUGGAUCAACAAGAGCAAAUCCUUGGGCACCCGUCGCAAGAGUCGAGUCUCCUUGACCGGCGACUUCUCGCAGUCCUUGCCGCUGACGGCGGUCACACAGGAGGCAGCAAAGAAGAGGCCUUGGUAUUGGCCGAGGAUGAUUGUGUUAAACCCCACAGGAAACUUCCGAAGCUUCUGGGAUUUCCUGGGCAUGCUAAUCCUCUUGAAGGACACCAUUGGCAUCCCCUUGCAAUUAGUGGAUGUGGACGUCUCAUCCAUUUUUCCUCCUUGGGAUGGGAUUACCAAAUUCUCUGUGAUCUAUUGGUGUUUUGACAUUUUCUUCAGUUUCUUCACGGGAUAUUUGGAUAAAGGCACUUUAGUCUCGGACUUCAAAAGCAUCGCUUGGCAUUACCUGAAGACCUGGUUCUUGAUCGACCUGGCUGUGAGCUUGACAGAUUUGCUGUUGGAGUUCGGAAACUUCUCCUCGAGCAUUGGGGAGAGUGCUACGGCCACUCGCUUCUUGCGAUUCCUCCGGCUCUUCCGGAUGCUACGAUUGGGCAAGGUGAGUCGCGUUUCUGCUUUCCUGCAGGACCAGUUCGAGUCUGAGGUGGCUUCAAUCCAAUUUAGCCUGGCGCUGGUGAUGUUGGCCAUGAUCCUGGUGGAGCACGUGAUUGCCUGCGUUUGGUUCGGUUUGGGCGACGACCCGGGGGAGACGUGGCUCACGCAGAACGCCUUGAAGGACUCGUCCUUCUGGGUGAAGUACUAUGCCUGCGUUCGCUGGGCUUUGGCCCAGCUGGGCUUCGGAGCCACGGCCAUCGAGGCCAUCAACGAAACCGAAGGCAUGUACUCCAACUUUGUGGGCUUUGUCUCUUUGGUGACCAGCAGCAGCGUCAUCAGCUCCAUGACGUCACUGGUCGGAGCCUUGCACCGGAGCCGCUCGGAGGAGACGCAGCAGCUGGGGAUGCUCCGCCGCUUCCUGCGGCAGAACCAGGUGGAUCCUGGAUUAUCCGAGCGGAUCAUGCGUUUCUUGCAAUACACCUACCAUGCGAAGAAUUCCAUGGGCAGCGACAAUCCGCAGAUUUUGUCAUUGCUUUCGCAACAGCUUCAAAACGAACUCCAGUACGAGCGCUACAAGCAUGUCUUGGAUCGAGUCUUGUUCCUCAAGCGCCUCAUCGAGCAGGAGGAGUUGAGUACCCAGCAGGGACAAGUGCUUCAGAAGAUCUCUAUGGCGGUGGUGGUGGUGGAUGCGGCUGAGGAUGACACCGUGUUCUGCGCUGGUGGCUUGGCGGAAGCCUGCUUCUUCAUCCUCCAAGGAUCCUUGCGCUACACUCAAGUGGAGCGACCCACGGUGCUUCUUCAAAACGCCGGCGCCGCCGCGGAGAUGACGCUUUGGACCGAAUGGACUUUCGUGGGUGAUCUCGUCUCCACCAGCUUCAGUAAGAUUGCAGCCAUCCAAGUGGACGAUUUCGAACGAUGUAUUGUGAGCUCGCCUGAACUUCAACAUGAAGCUCAUGGGUAUGCCGCCGAGUACAUCGAAGCGCUCAACGAGUUGGAGCUCCUCUCCGAUCUUUGGAGGUUUGGCCAUCGCCACAGUCUUCGGGACUUUGUGAAGCACCGUACUGGACGGCCCUCGAUCCUCCAGCGUGGACUGAAGCUGGUGCCCAAACGCUGGGUCUCUUGGCGCAGUUGGCUUUGGCCUUCGAGGGUGGCACCAGAGAAGAGUCCUUCCAGAAGUCCAUCUGGGAGAUGA
Durusdinium trenchii is the source of this 7272-nucleotide messenger RNA. NCBI's taxonomy places the organism in Eukaryota, Dinophyceae, Suessiales, Symbiodiniaceae. The record is from the annotation of a GenBank genome assembly.